Molecule: messenger RNA, 3073 nt
Organism: Tuber aestivum (summer truffle)
Lineage: Eukaryota; Fungi; Ascomycota; Pezizomycetes; Pezizales; Tuberaceae
Source: the annotation of a GenBank genome assembly
GAGUCCCGCCACUUUCUCGACCGACAAAAAAAUAAAUCAUCGAAAACUCGAAAGACGCUGCAGAAUAUUGUUGAUAUCCUUCCCCACCGCAAAGGAAAAGGCAAAGGGAUAGCCAAAAAAGGGAUCCGUAAGUCAACUGUUUGCGGGAUAGAGGAAAAAUGAGGCGAACCGGCCAGCGCGUCGCUAAAGAGAGGAAAUGCCACUACUGCGGCAAACUCUUCUCCAAAACAGAGCAUCUCGAGCGUCAUGAGCGAUCACACACAAAGGAUCGUCCAUUUCAGUGUCAGACCUGUGGAAAAAAGUACACAAGAAAGUUUGUCUCCCAGUUUUGUUUGUUCUCCACCGUGCUGCGCCGUUUGUCUAGUUGUGAGACUUGGCAUUUGCUGAUUGAUCCUUUAGUGAUACAUUGCUUCGACACUCGAAAUCGCACAACGGAGGAGGAGGGAGUGGAGUUCACUCAUCCGUUGAUUUGACUAGUACGGGGGAUCUCGAUGAGGAGAGAGCGGAAGAGCCUUCUCCGGGUUCAGCACCCGGUGCGAGCUUCUACUCGCCGUCCAUUUCUCCGAGCUUUCACGAGAAUGCUGGUAGCUACGAUAGCCACAGCGGUGGGGCUGGCGAUCAUGGCGGCGGCGGGACCGGGAACUUUAAUUCUCCAAGUGGGCUGCUGUCGGAUCCCGCCAGGCACCAUGAUCCCAUGUCCAUGCAGCCUGUAGAUCCGACCCUAGAAAUCUCUCCACAAAACAUCCCGCAAGGGACUCUACCCGGACUUCAUACAUCCCCAUCCUUCGUUGACCCAUCGCUAGAUGAUCCUAGCCCCCACCACCCUAGCUCCACACCUUUCGUCACGGAUGAGGAUGGGAUGCAAAUUAAUCUUGUCCCUACCGUAAACCCCGGUUUCGAUUCAGGGGAUCAAUGGACGCCGGCUUUGUUUGCCGAACCCUCCUGGCUGAUCGGACAGGGCUUUGAUUUCGGAGCAUUAAACGCCUCGAUUAUUCCCGGGUUGUCGGGUGUCAACACUAAUAUCUACGCGGAUGAUGAUACUGUCUCAUCUGUUUUGCCCCCAACUAUAACACCUUCUCUACAAGAAAGUCAGGAUCAAGUUGCCGUCGAGUUUAAGCUCCCAAGGGCAAACAUAGCAAAAUUGUGGUUUACCUCCAUGGAUCCAUCGGAAGAGCACGACGAGCCUUCGAGGCCUGGAAGCUCCUCGCUGAUGUCUCCUGAUCGUGAAAUGACGGAUGCCGGAGAUGAAAAUUCAGGUGCUCUCGAUGAGCAAUAUCGACAGAGACUGUCGAACCAGAUGAAGCCGAAAUGGGCGGAAGAGCCGCUGCCCUCUGUAGACUUUCUGGUACUAUUCUCACCAAUUUUUCGGUAAACUGGGGUUAAUUUGUGAUAGAACCUGUGCGUGCAAAUGUAUUUUACAAAGUGUAGUAUUCUCCUACCGAUUUUGCACCGUGCGACGUUCAAGCCGACCCCCGAGAAUUCGAUUUUGCUACUUAAUAUAUGCACUCUUGGAAGCCUGUUUAUUGGAUCUGCGAGCGCACGGAAUCAGGGAGAAAGGAUCUUCGAAAGGACUAAUAAGGUUGUCCUCGCAUCAGUACGUUCUGCCCCCACUUCGACAAAUGUGUUUCAGGACUGACCUUUUCAUAGUGGGAGAAAAGGCUUGUACGAGGGGCUGGGGAAGAGUUAGCCUUGAUACAGGCUUCACUAAUCGGGCAGACAUACGGUUUGCUCUCAGGAGUAAGUUUCCCACAAUUUAGUGUGAUUUGGUUCUGACACGCCUAGUCCCCGAGCCAUCUAGCGAUCAUCAGCGCUUUCCACGGGACUGUUAUCUCGGUACGUUUCUUUCCCGUAACGGUCAUUGACCUAAUGCCUCUAGGCUUACUGAAAAUAGUGGGCACGGAGGGCGGGAAUGUUCCAACGAAACAAGACGAUACCCUCCCCCGCUGGGCUAUCUGGCGAGGCCCUGGAGAUGGUUUGGCAUCAAUGGGUGAGGGCCGAAGAGGCGAAGAGGUAGUAUUUUUUCUGAAAGACCUCGCGCAAGCUCGCUCACGUUUCAUAGGACGGCGCUCGGAUUGUAUAUUCAUGACGUUGAGUUAGCUAGUAUGUUCCAUCAUGAGCCAGCUCUCCGCCACCAUGCCAACAUACUGCCGCUCGCUUGCUCGACCGAGCUUUUCGAAGCCCCCACGGCUAGCAUAUGGGCGGCUCGUUAUCUCGCGCAGGAUCCUAACGCUGUUGCUUCAGCCCCCAUAAAGACUUUCAAAGACUUUUCUGAUAGGAUAUUUCCGUCGUGGCCUGUUGCAAGUCCGUGUCCGGUGGUCGUGUCUGUGCCACCUGUCGUAUCGGCCGAUUAUACAUGUAUGUAUACACUGUACAUAUCCCUUCUGAGCAUCAACGCAGCAGCUUGCGACGCCCAAUCGCUGGGGAAUCUUCGCUCCCAAGAAACGUUCUCCUCGUUGAGCGCAGCGUUGAUGCAAUGGCACCACUAUUACCAAAAUGCGCUAAAGCUUUCUUUUAACGGGCCCCCGCCCUGUACAUUCUCACUUAUGGCCUUAUGGCACGCGGUCUUCCUUUACUUGCUCGUCGAUAUUAAUAAGUUGGAGCUUGCCAUUGGACGUGACGUCAACAAUCCCCCUUCGUCGGCUCAAGAGGAAGUAGCGUAUGCGAUGAGAUGGGCAUCAACCCCAUCGGCAAAACGCGCCGUGAUCCAUGGAACCCUCUUGCAGAAACAGCUAGCGAACACUCCCUUAGACGCCGAGCCAGCCAUCCACGUGCCCCGUGCAUUGUUUCACACGGGGGUGGUCUGGUACUGCUGGACGAAAUUCGCUACGCAACUCGAUGAUGGGGGGAAUAUGGAUAGGGAAUGGGAUGAAAUGGAAAUGCUGGCUGUGGAUACGGAGAAAAUACUCGGUGCCGCGGGUAGCGGGCGAAGAGUCAUCGAGAAGGCGAAUUUAUGCGCUUUAACGGAUAUGCUGAAGAGGGUAGGGCAUUGGGGGAUUGCUCGGAGGUUUGCAAGGAUAUUGGGAGAGUUUGUUUUCGAAGGCGGUGAAAAUGAAUGGUGAUCUUUAGGGGGUGA